Tetrahymena thermophila SB210 is the source of this 576-nucleotide messenger RNA. RefSeq lists its product as hypothetical. NCBI's taxonomy places the organism in Eukaryota, Ciliophora, Oligohymenophorea, Hymenostomatida, Tetrahymenidae. The record is from RefSeq and is a predicted model, not a curated record. The transcript has a single exon.
AUGUAGGGAGCAUUAGAGAUUUAAAGCAUCAAAUAGCAAAAAAGUACAAAAGUACAAAUAGUAUUUUUGUACUAGAUUUGUUGGUUGUAAAAGUUGCAGAUAAAAAUGAUUAUUAAUUUAAGAUUUAUUUUCACAAACUCCCAAUAAUAUUUUUCUUUCCUAUAUUCUGAAUAUAGCAAACCAUAAGAUAACCUUACAGAGCAAUAAUCAAGAAUUUUAACUUUCUUCUUUAAUACAAUAAUCCCUAUUAGUGGAAGUAAUAUUGCCCAUAUUAAAAAAAGAGGCAAAAAUAAUAACAAGAAAUAUAAAUAGUAUUGCAUUGUAUAACAUUUCAAAGUUACAUCUGCAGUCAGAUACUUAGUUCCUCCAAUAUCUCUACAAGAUAUGAUUUGUACCAAUUCAGAGAUUAUGCUCGGUUACAAAUAUAAAUAGAUAAAUAUUGCUACUGUGAUGAUUAAGUUCUUUUCAAAUUUCUUAAAAAACUUAAUCAAAAAUAAGAGAUAAUAUAUAGUGACCAAAAAGAAAAAAUAGCUUAUUGAUAAUAUUUAUGACCAGAUAAUUCUACCAUAUGCAUGA